Pecten maximus is the source of this 6048-nucleotide messenger RNA. Its product is annotated as serine/threonine-protein phosphatase 2A 56 kDa regulatory subunit epsilon isoform-like. Gene Ontology annotation, biological process: signal transduction; protein dephosphorylation. The transcript has 12 exons. Lineage: Eukaryota; Metazoa; Mollusca; Bivalvia; Pectinida; Pectinidae. Gene Ontology annotation, cellular component: nucleus; cytosol; protein phosphatase type 2A complex. The coding region runs from base 324 to 1706 and encodes 460 amino acids. The record is from RefSeq and is a predicted model, not a curated record. Gene Ontology annotation, molecular function: protein phosphatase activator activity.
GACGAGAAUUAGAUAAACCUGCACAACUGAAGUAGCAACCUACAUAACCUUCGGAGUAAAUUGGUUUUAAGGAUAUUUAUGGUGAUCUAUGGAUAUUAUUACGAUAGUAAACAAUAAUUUGGAUCUUCUUCUACAAUGUUCAGGAGGAAUUGACGGUAAAAUUGGCGUAAAAUUCUGUUAAACAUACCAUCGGCAGUUACCACGGAUUUGACAAUCCGAUUCACGAGGAGCCAUGAUGCUCUGAAGAGAAAUAAACAGUAGGCUUGCCUACUCUCAGACAUUUCUUAAAAAAGGAUUACAUACUAUAUAUAUAAACUACAAGCAUGGCAUCUAAAACGGCGGAUCGGAUUGAUCCCUUCACAAGCAAAGUGUCGAUAAAAACUAAAAAACAAAAACGUUCUCAGGGGUCGUCGCAUUACAGAACCAAAAAUACCCCUGAAUUACAGGCAUUGCCCCACUUAAAAGAUGCUAACCCUGGCUCCGACCAGUCGGAACUCUUCAUCAAGAAGUUGCAACAAUGCUGUGUUGUUUUCGACUUCAUGGAUCCAGUAUCCGACCUGAAGAGUAAAGAGGUAAAAAGGGCCUGUCUCAAUGAGUUGGUGGAUUACAUCACAGCAACACGGAAUGUUCUGUCCGAUCCUGUUUACCCCGAGAUUGUCCGCAUGAUUGCCUGUAAUAUAUUUCGGACGUUACCUCCUAAUGACAAUCCUGACUUCGACCCAGAGGAAGACGACCCAACACUGGAGGCUUCUUGGCCUCACUUACAGAUUGUAUACGAAUUCUUUCUGAGGUUUCUAGAAUCACCAGACUUCCAACCAAGUUUAGCCAAGAAAUAUAUAGACCAAAGAUUUGUGCUGCAGCUUCUGGAGUUGUUUGAUAGUGAAGACCCACGAGAAAGAGAUUUUCUUAAGACUGUGUUACAUAGGAUUUAUGGGAAAUUUUUGGGUCUCCGUGCUUUCAUUAGAAAACAGAUAAAUAAUAUCUUUCUCAGGUUCAUAUAUGAGACCGAGUCAUUUAAUGGAGUUGGGGAGCUGUUGGAAAUUCUGGGCAGCAUUAUCAAUGGAUUUGCCUUACCUCUAAAGACGGAGCACAGACAGUUUCUGAUUAAAGUCUUAAUACCACUACACAAGGCCAAGACACUCAAUCUCUACCAUGCACAGCUUGCUUACUGUGUAGUGCAAUUUUUGGAAAAAGAUGCUGCAUUGACUGAGGAGGUGAUAAAAGGGUUGUUGAAGUACUGGCCGAAGACUUGCAGCCAAAAGGAGGUGAUGUUCCUGGGGGAGAUUGAGGAGAUUCUUGAUGUGAUAGAACCUGCUCAGUUUACACGGAUUUUGGAUCCAUUGUUUCGACAAAUUUCUAAAUGUGUCUCGAGCCCUCACUUCCAGGUGGCAGAGCGGGCCUUGUACUACUGGAAUAAUGAAUACAUUAUGAGUCUGAUCGAGGAGAGCUCCAAAGCAAUCCUUCCGAUCAUGUUCCCAGCACUUUACAGGAUAUCCAAGGAGCACUGGAACCAGACCAUCGUAGCCCUCGUCUAUAAUGUACUCAAAACCUUCAUGGAAAUGAAUACUAAAUUAUUUGAUGAAUUAACGGCAAAUUAUAAAUCUGAGCGACAAAAAGAGAAAAAGAAGGAGAAGGAUCGGGAAGAAUUGUGGAAAAAAUUAGAGAAGAUAGAAUUUGAAAGCAAACAGUUCCAGAACAAGACAUAAAACAUUGCCAUAUUAGAAGCAGUUUUUGGCCAGCAAUGGGAAGGAAAUUUCAUCACUCAUACUGUAACACAUAACAUUAGCUGCAUGCCGCAACAGAUGGGAUUUGUUGGUUAUCUGACCACGAACUGAAGGAUGAAUGAUUCUGCCCGUGGGAGGGUCUGUCUGAUGUCCCACCCCAAGCCCGGUCCUUGGCACAGGGGGUCGUGUCUGGAAGUUGGCAUUUUAACACUUUUUCUUGCGCUCAUGUGUAGGAGACAUCUUCAUCACACCAGACCUGUUGCUUCGUGAAUCUGGUGUUUUUUUUUUGUUUUCCUGGAGGACCUUUGUUUAUCUCCCCUGCCACUAACGGUUGUAACGCCCCUGUUCUCCUCUCCCGGCCACUCUGCUUCAGUAGAGGAUAGCUGACAGUGUAUAAUCAUAUCGGGGAUGUUAGUUGUUGAGCUGUGUACUGUCCGAUCAGCCUCUGGAGCAGCUGGUGUGGCUCACAUCUCUCUAGUGUGGCCUCCAGGUUGGUGGCAUGUAAACCUGACGCUCGGCCACUAAAUUGGCCAUUAGUGUAGAGGUUUACCUGGAUUGGACAGACGUUUGUGACGGCUUGUAAGACAAGGUGAAAGGGAGAAACAGCUUGGGUAGGCUACCCAUAUGACGUGAUGAUAAACCAUUACACUCGCAUCAACCAUGAUGAUCUGAUAGACCUCUAUGAGCUUAUUUAAUGAAAAUGUAGUUUUAAACAAAAAAAAAAAUCUAUGAUUUCUCUUGGUUUUGUAACUUGUGUGACAGGAGAGGAGUGAUGAAAAGCUGAUGUGAUAGGUUGAUUGUGGUGACAGGGUGAGGGAGCAUGUGAUUCGUCUAGCUAGUGUAGCAUUGUUAUUGUGUACUGGGGCCGUGUAUAUUCCCCAGGGACGGGGACAAUCUGUGUGUGUGGUUCAUUAUAAUUGGGGACUCCUCACAUGAUACUGUGUCAUAUAUCAGAGCUUUAUCGACCUGUUUAUAAUAGGAGUUGGAUUGUGUUCAGUAAAUAAGAAUUGAAGCCUUGUGUUAUUGCUGGACGACAAUAUGAUAUACCGGUAUAAGGAUUUAGCAGCGUUUUGUUGUCAGACAGUUAAGACGGCCAUUUUAAGCUUUGUUUUUUAGUUCAGACUGAGACAUGAUGCUCCUACUGAUGACAACUAGAAAGCUGCUGAUCCUGUUACUGGCUACAUAGUUUAUAGUGGUGAUUGUUACUUUAGCACUUUUCAGACUUUUCAUUGGAAAGCUCUAAACUACGAUAACUACUAGAUAGAAAGUCACUGUAUUCUGCAUGUUUUAGAUACUUGUAGCACUAAAUCAUGAUGUGUGUAAGUUGAAAAUUAUCAUAUGUGCAUAAAUCUUGAAUGCGCGGAUAAUAGCAUGUUUACUGUUCAUCUGUUAGAUGGAAAUCAGUAUAUUGUGAUGGUUAUUGCCAUAUGAUUACACAAUCUAAGUGAUGGUGUCGUCUGGUGGUAGCUCAGCCGACAGGAAUGUAGGUGUGGGGCUAUACUUGUUUGACGGUAUUUACAAAUAUUCAUAUCAGUAUCAAGAAUGUUCUGGCUUCAUCGAGAUUUAUAGAUGCAGCUUCAUAUGAAUCGUAGUUUCAUCUUGUAAUGAUGUUGAGCUGUUUCUUAAUAUUUAUGACUUAUUUAUUUUUAACUAUAUGUAGAGCAUGAAAGCAUUAUGCACAUACCAUAGUACCAGUGUAUUUAUCCCAAUUUACUGUAAUCCUGGCCAAGAUUUGAUCUGGAAAUAACUUACUGAUACCAUUGGGGUAGUGUUGGAGGAAUCAAGCAUUUCUACUGUAUGAUAGAGGUGCUGCAGGCAUCUGUUGCUACUAUUAUCUGACAUCUGUUUUACAGAAAUAUUUAAUAUCUACCAGCUGGGGUAGUACUAGAGGAAUCUAUCUUUUCUAUUGUCUGACGCCAGUAUAAGAUAAAUAUCUACUAUAUACCAGCUGGGGUAGUACUGGGGGAAUCCAUCUUUUCUAUUGUCUGACGCCAGUGUAAGAAAAAAAUUGUACUAUCUACCAAUUAACUGGAGUAAGUACUAGAGGAAUCUAUCUUUUCUGUUCUGACGCCAGUGUAAGAGAUAUCUCUACUAUCUAACACUCUACUAUCUAACAGCUGGGGGAGUACAAGAGGAAUCCAUCAAUGCUAUUGUCUGACGCCAGUGUAAGAGAAAUCUCUACUAUGUAACACUCUACUAUCUAUCAGCUGGGGGAGUACUAGAGGAAUCCAUCAAUGCUAUUGUCUGACGCCAGUGUAAGAGAAAUCUCUACUAUCUAACACUCUACUAUCUAACAGCUGGGGGAGUACUAGAGGAAUCCAUCAAUGCUAUUGUCUGACACCAGUGUAAGAGAAAUCUCUACUAUCUAACACUCUACUAUCUAACAGCUGGGGGAGUACAAGAGGAAUCCAUCAAUGCUAUUGUCUGACGCCAGUGUAAGAGAAAUCUCUACUAUCUAACACUCUACUAUCUAUCACCUGGGGGAGUACUAGAGGAAUCCAUCUUUUCUGUUGUCUGACGCCAGUGUAAGAUAAAUCUCUACUAUCUAACACUCUACUAUCUAUAAGCUGGGGGAGUACAAGAGGAAUCCAUCAAUGCUAUUGUCUGACGCCAGUGUAAGAGAAAUCUCUACUAUCUAUCAGCUGGGGGAGUACUAGAGGAAUCCAUCUUUUCUGUUGUCUGACGCCAGUGUAAGAUAAAUCUCUACUAUCUAACACUCUACUAUCUAACAGCUGGGGGAGUACUAGAGGAAUCCAUCAAUGCUAUUGUCUGACGCCAGUGUAAGAGAAAUCUCUACUAUCUAACACUCUACUAUCUAACAGCUGGGGGAGUACAAGAGGAAUCCAUCAUUUCUGUAUUUUGAGAACUGCUGGAUGAGUCCCUCUUUGUUGAUGCUUAUCUUUUAAAUUCAGGAAAAAAAACUUUGCUGGAAUUUUAUUGUUUGGAUUGAUAGGUAAAGUAAUAAUACCAGUGGUAAAUUUUGUGCCGUAGCUUGUAUAUGUAAUAAUGAGUUACUGCUAUACUAGUGUUUGUGUGAGAGUUGUGUUCUGUGCGAUGUCGCCAUCCAUGUCAUCACUACAAAUUUAUGGUAUUACUGUUAUGUUAAAUUACGAGUGUAUGAUAGUUUUACUAUUUUAUUCCUAGAACACAUGUAUAUAUAUAUAUAUUUAUGUAAAGGGGAGGUCACUCCGACAGCAUCGGAUGACCGCCUGUACCUAUGGUAGCCUGCCUGGCUUGCUCCUCUCUCAUCUUUUACCUGGAGUGCAUGAGCUAUGAUUUUUAAGACUGCAAGAAGAACAUUUUGAAACCAUGCAUUUGUCAGUUAACUAAUUCAUGUGGCAUGUUUUAAACUAUUAAAUAUAAAUUAUAUGCAAUAAAUUUGUUAGUGUGUGUGUGUAUAUAUAUAAUUAUAUAUAUAGAUGGGUAUUCUGUACAUGGCUGUGUACUAAUGUCGGACACAGACUCUAGUGCCAACCUGGUCUUGUUUUGUCAUGUCGAUCUCCUUUAACCCUGUUUUUCUCCUGCUGAUAUUCACAAACCCUUCGGGUGCUGAUGAUGUGUAGAAUCCUCCCAACACCCAAAAUUAUGUGGAGUGGUGUCCCUUCAUACAUUUGGGCAUAUCAAGAGUACUUUUAGAUCUGGGCUUAAAAAAAAUGAAAGUGCUGUUUGUUACAUCCAUCUCUUGGCAUAGUUUUGGACUAAUGUGACCCUCUGCACCUCAGGGUUCUUCGAGACUGUUGGAAUGGUGCGACUAUAAUUAUGGGUACGUUUAGGUCUGGCAGUGAACACUGCUGUAGUUCUGUGUGGGGAAACUGGGAAUAUUCACGUUUUUAAACAAUUCAUUUGAAGGUAGCAUACAGCAGGGGUAAUAUUUGUAGUUGUGCUGAUUUUAAGAUGCACUUUUUUUCAGGAAAUAUUACCAAACUUUUGGUGUCUGUGUUAAACUCUUUUCCCACUAUGUGUUGAUUAAAAGAAAGUUGUAACUCUGCUGUCAGAGAAUACAGCUUUGAUACCUUUUCUCGCCUCCAAAAAUGUGAAGAGUUUGGGAUACUGCCAUGUUUAAUACUAAACUUUCUGUUAGUAUAUGUACACGAUCAUAUAAGGAAUCUACAUACCAGUAAACAUUAUAUAACUGUUAUAGCUAUUUGGCCAAGUUGGUCUCACGUUUGGUUAAAUCUUGAUGGUGGUUGGCCACCAGUGACCCGAGCACACUGUGUUGUACUCUUGCCUUGAUCCUAGUCUGUUAGUCUCUACCCUCCAACUCAAGUCUGUACAUUAUUAAAUGCCUAUUAUUUUGUAAUAUUAAAGUAUUUGCUGCUACCAA